Menidia menidia (Atlantic silverside) is the source of this 1176-nucleotide messenger RNA. NCBI's taxonomy places the organism in Eukaryota, Metazoa, Chordata, Actinopteri, Atheriniformes, Atherinopsidae. The record is from the annotation of a GenBank genome assembly.
AUGAGUAUUGAGAUACCGGUGGGGUUGACGGAACUGCUCCAGGGCUACACUGUUGAGGUGUUGCGACAACGGCCGUCAGACCUGGUGGAUUUUGCAGUACAGUACUUCACCCGUUUGCGAGACUCGAGAAGUCAGGAUGGGUCCAGCUCAGGUGGCAAGCCAGGGAAAGGAGUGAUGUUUGACGGGGAGCCAAUGCAGACAGAAUCCAACGGAGAUGAUGACGAAGACGACGAUUCCGACUUUGAGCCUCCACCCCCCAGCAGAUUCAACAGGAGAGUGUCAGUCUGUGCGGAGGCCUUCAACCCAGAUGACGAUGACGAGGACACCGAACCCAGAGUGGUACACCCCAAAACAGACGAACAACGCUGCCGACUGCAAGAGGCCUGCCGAGACAUCCUCCUCUUUAAAACACUAGAUCAGGAGCAGUUCUCACAGGUGCUGGACGCCAUGUUUGAAUUAAAGGUUCAGCCCACAGAACACGUCAUUGACCAGGGAGACGAUGGGGACAACUUCUAUGUCAUAGAGAGGGGUAUUUUUGACAUCGUGGUAUCAGGAGCAUGUGUGGGUCAUUACAACAAUAAGGGCAGCUUUGGGGAGCUGGCACUCAUGUACAACACGCCACGCGCUGCCACCAUCGUAGCCACUCAGGAGGGAGCACUAUGGGGUCUGGACCGUGCUACAUUUCGGAGGCUCAUUGUAAAGAACAACGCCAAGAAGAGGAGGAUGUAUGAGACUUUCAUUGAGUCUGUCCCCUUACUCAAAACACUGGAGGCGACAGAGAGGAUGAAGAUAGUGGAUGUAUUAGGAAUGAAGCAGUUUUUAGAUGGCGAGCGCAUCAUCGCACAGGGAGAAAAGGCUGAUUGCUUCUACAUUGUAGAAUCUGGGGAGGUCAAGAUCAUGAUGAAGAGUAAAACGAAGGCCGACCAUGCAGAUAAUGCGGAGGUGGAGAUAACACGCUGUAGCAGGGGUCAGUACUUUGGUGAACUGGCCUUGGUCACUAACAAGCCCAGGGCUGCCUCAGCCUAUGCAGUGGGAGACGUCAAAUGUUUGGUAAUAGACGUGCAGGCGUUCGAGCGCCUCCUGGGCUCCUGUAAGGAGAUCAUGAAGAGAAACAUAACCCACUAUGAGGAGCAGCUGGUGGCUCUGUUCGGCUCCAGCAUGGACCUGAGAGACUGA